AUGGUAGUGGAUGCUGCUUUCAUUCUUUCUGAGUUUGCCUGCUGUGACUGGGUUAACACAUCAGGGAUAAAAACACAGAACAAGACAUGGAUAUUCCAACCAGUCUGUACUAAAGGAGAGAAAUGCCAACUUAGGAAGUGCGAAUGCAGCUUCCUGCUGAGCUCUGAGAUCCACAUCGUUCUUAAGCAUAAACACAUCUCCUCUGAAUCAGCUGUGGACCAUCACUUCUUAUGGCAGAAUGAAACUGAAACUAAGUUGUUUAACUCAUCAGCAUCAUGUUUCUACUACGGGAAUAAAGAAUGCCAAGUAAUAAGGACACAAGUCUUACAAAUUUAUAAAUUUGCUUUCUGUGUUGUGGCCUCUUCACUGAAAUCUCGUACUGUUGUUUCUAGGAUCAAUCUGUGGAGGCUGAUGUCUGUGAUCUUUGGGAUAAAAUGUCUUUUGUUGAUGGUUACUUUGGGAGUUUUGAUGAAAAACUCAUUUACUAUACAGAGUAUUCAACCAACACCGUCUCCAACUUCUGUCAAAGAAGUUUCUGAAUGCUGUGCGUGCCUAGAAAAGUGGGUUGGAUAUCAAUGUAACUGUUACUUCAUUUCCAAAGAAGAAAAAUCUUGGGAAGAGAGCAGAGAUUUCUGUGCUGCUAAGAAUUCCAGUCUUCUUUAUCUCAAAACUAGAAAUGAAAUGAAUUUUAUGAGCUCCAGUCAAAUGUAUUUCUGGAUUGGAAUGCGUUAUAAUCAAAAACAGGAAGCCUGGCUAUGGGAGGAUGGCUCAAGCCCUUCAAAAGAUCUAUUUCCAGAGUUCUCAUAUAACAAGACAAAGAACUGCAUUGCAUAUAUCCCAAGCAAAACUAUUUUCAUCGAACCCUGUAAAAAUAAAAACCAUUUCAUCUGUAAGCAACUGCGUAUUUAA
Microtus ochrogaster (prairie vole) is the source of this 909-nucleotide messenger RNA. RefSeq names its product natural killer cells antigen CD94-like. Gene Ontology annotation, biological process: stimulatory C-type lectin receptor signaling pathway; positive regulation of natural killer cell mediated cytotoxicity. The record is from RefSeq and is a predicted model, not a curated record. NCBI's taxonomy places the organism in Eukaryota, Metazoa, Chordata, Mammalia, Rodentia, Cricetidae.